This is a messenger RNA of Ostreococcus tauri, 1449 nucleotides long. RefSeq names its product unnamed product. The record is from RefSeq and is a predicted model, not a curated record. The transcript has a single exon. The coding region runs from base 1 to 1449 and encodes 482 amino acids. Lineage: Eukaryota; Viridiplantae; Chlorophyta; Mamiellophyceae; Mamiellales; Bathycoccaceae.
AUGUGGGUCACCGUUGAAGAAUGGACGGAUCUCGAUGCGACCAAGACUGCGACGCACGGCUUCGCCGGUCUCACCGCGCACGUCAUCGACAUCGCCUCGAAGAAGCUGUACGCGACCGGCGCUUUCGGUCAAGGCGGCUUCGAAAAGGUUGUCGAAUUCAACUGCGGCCACGAAGACUUUGUGUGCUUCUCUCCUUCCGGCUACAACGGCAUCUUCGGUGGCGAUGCCAUGAAGACCGCCAUCGUCGACCGACGCAAAGCCAUCGCGGCGAAGCGCCCGGAUGGCAACGACUGGGUGUACCCGCAAAACGUCGUUCCCGCGCGCAUUUACGUCGGACGCAAGGGCUACAAGGCUGACGGCACCAAGUGCGGCGCCUCGUGCACGUUCCUCGAGCGCAACGGUCUCGAGUUUGGUCAACUGUACGGCUACGCCGUGCCGACAGCCACGACUGAUCGCGACGCGUGGCACAAGGGCAAGGUGCGCACCGCAUCACCGUCAACGCACACCGUCGCUGGUAAGUGGGCGAAGAUCGCCUGGCAGUUCAACUCGUCCAAUGUGAAGAACGUCGAGGAGUCCGACAUGUUCCACUGGCAAAUCGCACCCGUUCUCCCCAGCGGAGUCACUGGCGUGUACAAGUUCUGGAACGCCAAGGGUAACGAUGCGGCUGGCGCCAAGACUGAGCACAACUCUCCAUCUCCGGUUGGUGAGCAAAAGUUUGUGCAAGGCUCGACCGCUGGCUACUUUGGCAUCUAUGAAGUCCAAUCGAUGGUGUCCCAACUCACCAAUGCCGCCGCGGGCGGUUUCCCGACGCACUUCGAUGGUACCUACGAAAUGAUUGAAGGCGAGACGGACAUUGACACGCGCGUCAACCUCUGCCCGGACGGCACCGGAUGCACGCAAGGUCAAACUGCCAACGGUCGCACGCAAAAGUACAUGAACGACGGCAUAGAGAAGCGCACGUUUGAGGACAUCGACGGUCUCGAAUGGAUCGCGGCGAAGAACUCGGCGAGUGCACUCAGCGUCACCCUCAAUGGCGCUCCGUACGCGUACGACGACUACUUCGUGAUCCAAGAGGAUGGCGGUAACAAGUACGGCGAGCGCCUCAUGGUCGCCAAGAUGCCGGCGGCCAACACGAACGCGACGUACGACUUCAUCGCCAUGGCUGGUGGCAGCUUGAACACGCGCAUGAAGGCUGGUGUGUCCGUUCCUCCGAACACCUUCAGCAGCGCGACGGCUUCUGAGUUCUCUGGCGUCGCCGACGCCUCCGGCGCUCUCCGUCAAACCAUGAUGGGCGGUGCGGCUCGUCGACUCGCUGAGCUCGACGUCGCCAUGAACGACAAGACCAUCCUCAUCGGUCUUCAGCAACACUCCAUCCGCGCGGGCGUGGUCAGCAAAUUCGGCGCCGAUCGCGGCGGUCAAAUCUACAUGUGGGACGCCGCCAACUUUUAG